Chinchilla lanigera (long-tailed chinchilla) is the source of this 4564-nucleotide messenger RNA. RefSeq names its product ermin, ERM-like protein (gene Ermn). Bases 861 to 1691 code for a protein of 276 amino acids. Gene Ontology annotation, molecular function: actin filament binding. Gene Ontology annotation, cellular component: cell cortex; neuronal cell body; internode region of axon. Gene Ontology annotation, biological process: actin filament organization; regulation of cell shape; morphogenesis of a branching structure. Lineage: Eukaryota; Metazoa; Chordata; Mammalia; Rodentia; Chinchillidae. The record is from RefSeq and is a predicted model, not a curated record. The transcript is spliced from 3 exons.
UCCUGUUAAGGUUGAUCAUUUUUACACGUGUCUUUAAAAAAAACUACAGUUCUUAUGCAAUUUGUUCAUAUGCAACUUCUAUAAAGAAGUGGGGGCAAUUGUGAAAAAAAUAAAACUAUCAAGUUUUGCUACUAGCAAAUCAGUAGAAUUACUUUUUUUAAGGGUCCUUCCCCAAUCUCCUGAAAACACACCAUAAAAUUUGCUGCCAGAAUCAUUUAGAAAUAAAGUUGUCCUUUUUACAGGUCUUUUAUAAGCUGUUUUUGUUCUUUAACAAAUAAAAAACGACGCAAUUGUCCCCUACAAAAUAGCUGAGGUUUUACUUGAACAAAAAUCUGUUUGGAAAUGUUAAGCUGGUUACACAGAACUAAUAUGCCUCAAGGUGGUCAUUCUCUCUGGAUUAAAGCUGUGGAACAAUCGUGGCUCCUGUUACAAGGAAAAUUACAAUGGACCAUUAUGAAAAGGAACAAAAAUCUCUGUUCCCAGAGGGGGGACUGACAAGCUGAAAGUCCUCCUCUAAAAGCCAACACAAAAGCCUGAUUGCCUCAUAUUGUUUGUUUAUGUAAAUCAAAAGGGUGUCAUUAAUUGUGUAAGUGGAACUGCUGAGCACCAAAGGAGGUGGUGAUUGGCUAGAUUCUUGCUCAUGGACUUUGGGCAAAUCUGACAAAUCCUGUGGCAUUUAUUCUAAACUCUCUGGACACCAUUAGGAAAUAAAUCGGUUAUUCUGUACUGGAGUGAAUAAUCUGCAUUUUUAGAGCUAUAGUUGGAACUAUAGGACUUGAAGGCAAGAGAAGACAUCUUAUCGAGGAGCUGCUCACUCAGUUUCCCCAAAGUUCUCUCCAGAUUGAACUCCAGUGUACAUCAUGACAGAUGUUCCUGCAACAUUUACUGGGGCUGAGUGUAAUGGGGAUAGCCCCCGGGAACAUGAUCAACAACGUAUCACUAAGAUCAGUGAUGACGUGACUGAUGUGGACUACAGGGUUGAGCCCAGUGGUGAAGAUUUCCACACCAAAGGAAAUGAGGGAGAAGAUGGAAAAUCACAAGGAAACAUGCUGCUUGACUCAUCCAUAGAUGAGAAGAUCCUGAAAGAAAACCCAGAAGAGAACCUCUUUAUUGUUCAUAAGGCUAUCACAGAUCUUUCUCUUCAAGAAACAACUGCUGAUGAAAUGACAUUCAGGAAAGGACCUCAGUGGGAGAAGAUUCCUUUGAGCAGCACCGGUAACCAGGAGAUAAGCAGAACCGUGGACGGGAUUACUGAACAACCUCUAGAGGAGACAGAUGCCGAGAGUAAGAGCAAAGCUCACUCAGCAACAGAAAUUGAAUGGUUGGGAUUUCGGAGACCUAGCCAAGUUGUUGUAUUGCAUUCUAAACAAGAGGAGGAGGAAGAGGUUUGGGAUGAAGAAACUAACGAUGAUAAUUGCAAUGAUGAUGAAGAUGAGGUCAGAGUGAUAGAAUUUAAGAAAAAGCACGAAAAGAGUCCUCAAUUCAAAGACGAAGGUGAUGUAAGUGAGGACUCUCCACUAAGCAGCCCUAGUUCACAACCUGUGACACCUGAUGAGCCGCCAACAUUGGGAAAGAAGGGUGAUAUCUCUAGAAAUGCUUAUUCAAGAUAUAAUACGAUAUCCUACCGGAAAAUCAGGAAGGGAAACACCAAGCAAAGAAUUGAUGAAUUUGAGUCUAUGAUGCAUUUGUAACCUAACUGGAACUGACAACUUCUCCUUCUUGCUAAAACAAAAGCUAAUUUUAUUCUGAAGUAAAUCUUUCCAUAUCUUAUUUGAGUUAUCCCCUUGAAAGUUGUGCAAGCUUGCAGGAUUUUUCACUAUACAACAAUGUGGAAAUAACCUUACACAGAGUUCGAUCUGGUCACUUCAAGUAAUAAAAAAACCAACUUUAGAUUAAUUCUUAGGCAUUGGCUUUUUAAAACUUCACUAAUACUCCAUUACUGUAAUAAGCAUUAAAGAGACAGCCCCACUGGGAAAUCUGGCAUAGUGUGGUUUAAAAUGCAGUACUUAACAAGAGGCAAUGAUGUGAAAUGACUCCUAUUUUUCUGGUGUUUUUCUUCCUGCAUAUUGCGGAUGAAAAACCUGGCAUUAAAUCUCUAUUACUUUCAAACAUGGAUUUGUGUACUCUUUCAUCAAACUUCCAAAUCUGUACCUUUCAUAUUACCUAUCAUAAAAAACAUUCUAAAGGAUUUUCGUUGGCAACUUCUGAGUGGAAAUUCUGCAGGCCUCCUUCCUAGGUGUAACAUUCACGGAAGUGUCUCGCUAGAGGGGCUGUCAGUCAGGAGGGCUCUGCUAAAUGCUGGCUUUAUGCGUUCAAACAGAAUGAAGCUCAUUGUGAGGUCACCAUAGGGAGGGGCUGGAAGACUGGUGGGCAACAGGCGUGAGGGUUAUAUUGGUUCGUUUUAUUUCUGUGGCUGAGGACAACAUCUUGUCUAGCAAAUUAAAUCAUCAAAGAAUGACAGUUUUAAUAGUAUUUUAAGAAAGUACCAUUCUCUAUCACUGCACUUUUUCUUAUUAACAGUAGCUCAGAAUAAUUUUCUUUCCUUAGAAAUCUGAGACAAUGCUAAUCAUAAGUGUGCUAGUUACUAUGAAAAUGAAAAUAAUUAUCUGAGAAUACUUUCAAAGUAGGGUGUGAGCAUAUAUUUUUAGUGAGAAAACUGAUACUUGUUGGGAAUAUAUAAUUUGCUGGUCCUUGGCCCACAUCAAGAAACUUAAAAUUGUACUUGUGGAGCCUCACAAAAACCAACAUGUCAAAUAAUGUAUUGAAUAUUUAUGAAAAGAGUCUAUAUUUAUAUUCUUAGAGAGUUUGUUCCAUAACUUUUCAUUUCAUGCUUCCAUAUAUAUCACCCUGAACUUUCUGUUACCACAGAUAAAAAUAUCUUUUGCCUCUGCAAAUAAAAAGACAAUUCCUUAUUGUCUGAAUGUAAUACAGUCUUCAUUGUACUAUUCAGCCCUUUGUUUAUUUCUUUUUCAUUUUGUGAAAAAGCCUGGGUUAGUCCUUCUUAGGUUAUUGCUUAUUUAUGUGUAACAAAUCCACAUAUUCUAGUAUGUGGCAACUUCUUUGAUUCUUCUUGGUUAUAUGAUAUCGUAUCAUGUACCAUUAUUUAGUGUUUAUAAGACUCAGUUUUGUAUUCAGGAUUAACAUACUCUUUUUGUUCUUUUAAAGGGAUAGCUUACUACCUGAUCAUAUGAAAGGUGUUACCCUUUAUUAUAAGGUAUGGUAUACCCUUUACUAAGGGUGAGGGUUUACCCUUAAACUAUAGAACCUGAAGAUUUCAUUUGGUAUAAUGUGAGCUUUUAGAGUAAAGUGAGGGAAAUCGGGUCUUUAUUGAUAAAGUUAGGUCAGAGAUUGAUUCACUAGGAUAAUUUCCUGUUUAAUUUAGAUCUUCUAAAUCUUUCUUUCUGGGCCAGGGAUAUAGCUCAAUGGCACAAGCACCUGCCUGGCAAGCACAAGGUCCUGAGUUUGAGUCCUGGUACAAAAAAAAUCUUUCUAUCUGGACAACCUAUUUUCUGGGUUACUGAUGAUGCCUAUAAUUUUCUAAUUAACAUCAGAGCACCAUAUUGUGCCAUCUAUCAUAUAACAGAGCCACAUUAUUAACUCACCUUAAGACAGCCUAUGCUUUAAGUUAUUCCAGUAGAUGGUGUGAGUCCUGUGGAGCUUGAGUAAGAUGAGAGAAACAUGGCUCUCUGAUUUGGCAAAGCAAUUGGUUUUUAUGGGGCUCCAAUGUAUACAAUGCAUAGUAAUCCCAUUUUUUUAAAGCUUUGUCCUCUCACCAGGUAAUUAACCAAUAAUGAAAAGUUUAUCAACAGGUGUGGUGUUGCAUGCCUGUAAUCUCAGCACUUGGGAGGCUGAGGCAGGAGGAUGGCCACAAGUUCUAGGCCAGCCUGAACUACAUAGUGAGUUCAAAGCUAACCUGAGCUACUUAGGGAGACCCUUUCUCAAAAAUAAAACGUAUACUGUUUUAUCAACAAAAACUAUUUUGAGGUAUGGUCAAUUGGUAAAUGCUCCGUGUUCAUGGAUGAAGUGAUACAGUUGUGCAAGAGUGCCUAUGCCAUUCUUUGAUGUUGCUGAGCCUUGUCCUAAAGUGCACCAUACACCAAGGUCACAGUGUUAAGGGACUCGGAGCAAUGUGAGGUGAUGCCUGUCUGCUUGAGCUUCUGUGCCUAGGAGGACAAAGGUCUCCAUCAGAUGGCAUUAAAAUAUGUGAGAAAUGACUGAGAACAAAAAAUUAGUAACUGUAUAUGAAGAUUUUCUGAGAUUUUGUGAUUCAAGCUUCAGAGUGAUCAGGACUCUGGUACCUGGUAGCAAAGGAAGAUGAUUUAUGGUGUGAAUGCUGAUAUUUACGAUAUGAUUUUUAAUUUUUUGUUGCCAGAUGUAUAAGAAUUAAUAACUUUAUUUCUCUGUAAAUAUGAAAUCUACCUUUUAUAAACUGCUGCAUUUGAAGGCACAGAAUUUGCUAGAACCUAGCACUAUCUCUUCCUGACAUGUAUAUAUAUAUUAACAAUUUAAAUGAAGAAUUGUUGUGCCUGACUUGCUCUCAAUAAAAGUUGAUGUUUUGUUUCUA